AUGCAUCUUCAGAAUUUUUCCGUGGUUGCGGCUCUUGUGGCAUCAGCAUUCGCCGCCUCUACUCCAAGCAAUUACAUUAGUCAUGAGAAGAGAUCUCAGAGCUUGAAACAAUGGGUUAAACGGGAGGAGGUUUCUCGACAGGCUGUCUUGCCGAUGCGAAUUGGUUUGAAGCAGCCCAAUGUCGAGAAUGGCAAGGGUGACGAGCUUUUGCUCGAAGUAUCUCAUCCUGGCUCCUCUCGAUACGGCCAGUGGUACUCUCCCGAGGAGAUUAUCGAGAUCUUUGCUCCUCCACAGGCCGCUGUCGAUGGAGUCAAGUCCUGGUUGCACGAAGCUGGAAUCGCCAAGGAGCGCAUCUCACAUUCUGCCAACAAGCAAUGGAUUCAGUUCGAUGCCCAAGUCGAGGAGGCCGAGAGACUCCUCAAGACCAAGUACUACCACUACGAGCACGAGCCUACUGGGAAUGUCCACGUUGCUUGUGACGAAUAUUUCCUCCCUCAGCACCUGACCAACCACGUCGACUACAUCACCCCCGGGCUGAAGCUUCUUGGCGGCGGUAAGGCAUCUAACGGACGCCCUUUGAACGGUCGCAAGAGGGAUCUCGAAGCUCGUGGUUUCCGUACCGGAAGCAACCAAAAUUUCUCUCAACCAAUCUUCAAAAGUUUGGUGAACAUUCCACUCAAUGUUCUCAACAACUCCGCCCAACUGUCCCGCUGCGACCAGUUCAUCACGCCAGAUUGCAUUGCUGCAAUGUACAACAUCACCAAGGGAACCAAGGCCGCCAAGGGUAAUGAGCUUGGAAUCUUCGAGGAGGGUGACUUUUAUGCUGCUGAGGAUCUUGUUGAGUUCUUCUUGACUUUGGCUCCUUAUAUUCCGAUUACUACCAGGCCCAAACUCGAGGGUAUCGACGGUGGAUUCGCUCCUGGUUUGAUUGCCGGUGGCGAGUCUGAUCUUGACUUCCAGAUCUCUUACCCAAUCAUCUACCCUCAAAACUCGGUUCUCUUCCAGACCGACGACCUCUUCUACGCUCUCGGUCUUGAGGGCGGUGGUGGUUUCUUGAACACCUUCCUAGACGCCAUCGAUGGCUCAUACUGCACAUACUCAGCCUAUGGAGAGACCGGAAAUGCCGACAUCGACCCCGUCUAUCCCAACCCUAACCCCCUCGGGUACCAAGGAAAGCUGCAGUGUGGCGUCUACAAACCCACCAACGUCAUCUCCAUUUCCUACGGCGAGCAAGAAGAKGAUCUCCCCACCAACUACCAGCAGCGACAAUGCAACGAAUUCAUGAAGCUGGGAAUGCAGGGUGUUUCCGUGGUCAUCGCUUCCGGCGAUUCCGGAGUAGCCGCACGAUCCACAGACGACGGCAACGACGAUGGCUGUCUCGGAAAGGGCGAAGCCUUCAACCCGGACUUCCCAGCUUCGUGCCCCUACAUCACCGCUGCUGGAGCAACCUACCUGCCACCCGGCGGUGACGCCAAGAAGGAUCAAGAAGUUGCCGUCACACGAUUCCCCAGCGGAGGCGGCUUCUCGAACAUCUACAAGCGCCCUUCAUACCAAGACGGCGCCGUCUCCACAUACUUGACCGCUCACACACCCUCCUACAAAACCUACAACACCUCCGGCAUGAACAACCCACCGGAGAGCGUCACCAACGGCGGACUCUACAACAUCGCCGGACGCGGAUACCCAGACAUCUCAGCCGUGGGCGACAACGUCGUGGUCUUCGUCAACGGAAUGCCGGAAUUGAUUGGCGGAACCAGCGCUUCGGCACCUGUUUUCGCGGCGAUUAUCAAUCGUAUCAAUGAGGAGCGACUGGCGGCUGGCAAGAAGACGGUGGGAUUUUUAAACCCUACGCUGUAUUCUAACCCGGGCAUGUUUAAUGAUAUUACCGUGGGGAAUAAUAGUGGGUGUGGCACUCCCGGGUUUUAUGCUGCGAAGGGAUGGGAUCCUGUGACGGGGUUGGGGACGCCGAAUUAUCCGGCUAUGUUGAAGGUUUUUACCGAUCUUCCGUGGAUGGUGGAUGAUGAUGGUAUGAUGGUUGUGGUGUCAGUUAUGUAUUGGGAAGAAGGAGAUGAAGGUGAUGAUUAUAUGAGCUUUAUGAAGAUUACCAUGUAUUUUGUGAUUUCACUCAGGAACACUAUCAUUUUCGACCUCAAUUUAGUAUGA
Ramularia collo-cygni is the source of this 2163-nucleotide messenger RNA. Its product is annotated as related to Tripeptidyl-peptidase sed1. The record is from RefSeq and is a predicted model, not a curated record. Gene Ontology annotation, biological process: proteolysis. Lineage: Eukaryota; Fungi; Ascomycota; Dothideomycetes; Mycosphaerellales; Mycosphaerellaceae. Gene Ontology annotation, molecular function: tripeptidyl-peptidase activity; serine-type endopeptidase activity.